AAAAGAGGACUGAGUGGGGAAGAAAAGAGAACCCGGAUGAUGGAAAUAUUUUUUGAGACAAAAGAUGUAUUCCAACUGAAAGACUUGGAGAAGCUUGCUCCCAAAGAGAAAGGCAUCACUGCCAUGUCAGUGAAAGAAGUCCUUCAGAGCUUGGUGGAUGACGGGAUGGUUGACUGCGAGAGGAUUGGGACAUCCAAUUACUAUUGGGCUUUUCCGAGCAAGGCUCUUCAUGCCAGGAAGCGCAGGUUGGAGGCUCUGAACUCUCAGCUGUCAGAGGGAAGCCAGAAGCAUGCAGACUUACAGAAGAACAUUGAGAAGGCUAGAGUUGGCCGGCAAGAGACGGAAGAACGAGCCAUGCUUGCAAAAGAACUGUCUUCAUUUCGAGACCAAAGGGAACAACUUAAGGCAGAAGUGGAAAAAUACAGAGAAUGUGACCCACAGGUUGUGGAAGAGAUACGUCAAGCAAAUAAAGUAGCUAAAGAAGCCGCCAAUCGAUGGACUGAUAACAUAUUUGCAAUAAGAUCCUGGGCCAAAAGAAAAUUUGGGUUUGAAGAAACUAAAAUUGAUAAAAACUUUGGAAUUCCAGAAGACUUUGACUACAUAGACUAAAAUGUUUGGUGCUGAACAAGGGUCUGUGAGCUUGUGAAUAUGUCACAUUUUAAACAUCUAACUAAUGUUACCCAAUUAUCAUCUAUCUGUUAAUUGUUUAUCAUUUUGUAGCUUUAAAUAAAGGAU
Molecule: messenger RNA, 735 nt
Organism: Arvicanthis niloticus (Nile rat)
Lineage: Eukaryota; Metazoa; Chordata; Mammalia; Rodentia; Muridae
Gene: Mnd1
Product: meiotic nuclear divisions 1
Biological process (GO): reciprocal meiotic recombination
Cellular component (GO): nucleus
Molecular function (GO): double-stranded DNA binding
Source: RefSeq, a predicted model, not a curated record